Messenger RNA from Orcinus orca (killer whale), 8633 nucleotides. RefSeq names its product discs large MAGUK scaffold protein 2 (gene DLG2). Lineage: Eukaryota; Metazoa; Chordata; Mammalia; Artiodactyla; Delphinidae. Gene Ontology annotation, cellular component: neuromuscular junction; neuron projection; postsynaptic density membrane. Bases 1033 to 4005 code for a protein of 990 amino acids. The transcript is spliced from 28 exons. Gene Ontology annotation, biological process: chemical synaptic transmission. Gene Ontology annotation, molecular function: kinase binding. The record is from RefSeq and is a predicted model, not a curated record.
GGGAAAAAGGGUGGAUGUGGAAGCCAAGCGGCCGAACUCUCUCAUUUAGGAAACCGCGAACUGUUUGCACAGCUUAUGCUCACAUGCCUAAUACUACUACAGCGUCUCAGAAAACACCUUUGGGGGAAGGUUUGACUUGUCUCGAAGAGUCUCAGUGUUUUUCCUCGACGGAUAGGGAGCUGCUUGGAUGCGAAGAGACGGCAUGAUGUGAAUGACUCCAGUGUGAAGAAAUCUUCGCCAACUCAUCCUGCAUCAAGUGCCCAUUGAGUAGCACUGUCACUUUAAUGUCUCCAUGCCAGGGGAUUGCUUUCCUUCUUUUCAAUCCUCUCGGUUAAUACGUGGGAGGAUCAGAAUCAGAGGGGGCAUUAAGGAUCAAGCCUGAGGGGCUUGGAGAGCACAGAAGAAAAAAAAUGAAAGUGACAGCAAGCUGGAUCCUGUCUUACUGAGGGGGUGAGAUCCGGAACUUCUGGUCCAGUGAAUAGAAAGGGGCCUUUCAGUCUGUUCUGCCCCAGAAAACUGUCCAAACUCACCCACCUUUUUAGAGACUAGAGUCAAAGAGGUUUUUAAAAGUAUUUUUGGGGGGUGAGGGUUUUAAAUUUUUCUCUAAAGAAUUGAGGGUUUUUAUCAUCAACCAGUUCAUCUUUGAAUUUGAUCAUGUAUUGAGUAAUGAGACAGCUGUGUAAAUUUGGUUUGUGCCUUAAUUGAGUUAGUCAUCGAACUCCAAAAAUGCUGCUGCCUGAAGAGGAGUUUUAAUAAUGUUUUCUAUGCUUACAAUAAUUUUCUUUUUAAACAGAAUAAAUGUUUUAUAAACAUUGAAAAACUCAAAAGCUAUUUUUCUUUAAACUCCGUGGGCACUGUCAAAGUUGGUGGAAAAAAUACAUCAUUUUUUCUUUAUUUGAAAGAGAAGACAGCCUGGAUUUCAAACAGUGAAGUGGUUUGCAACAGUUACCUGGCCCUUGGCCUCCAUCCAGGUGGAUCAAGUUGAGACCUGAAAAGAGAUCUUGAAUCCUGUGUCAGUGGAAAGACCCAAGAAUGCCAGUCAAGAAGAAAGAUACUGACCGAGCUUUAUCAUUACUGGAAGAAUACUGCAAAAAAUUAAGGAAACCAGAGGAGCAGCAGUUGAAAAACGCUGUUAAAAAGGUGAUGGGUAUCUUUAAGAGCAACUUAUUCCAAGCUUUGCUAGAUAUUCAAGAAUUUUAUGAGAUGACAUUGCUAAAUUCUCAAAAAAGUUGUGAGCAGAAGAUAGAAGAAGCCAAUCAAGUUGCACAGAAAUGGGAGAAGACAUCUCUUCUUGCUCCAUGCCAUGAUAACCUUCAAAAGUCUGUAGAGCAAAACCAAGGCAAGUGCCCAGCCCAGAAUUGUUCAGUGGAAGCCCCUGCUUGGAUGCCUGUUCACCACUGUACUAAGUAUCGCUAUCAAGAUGAGGACACUCCACAUGAUCAUUCCUUACCUCGACUGACCCACGAAGUGAGAGGCCCUGAACUUGUGCAUGUAUCGGAAAAGAACCUGUCUCAAAUAGAAAAUGUCCAUGGAUACGUCUUGCAGUCACACAUCUCUCCUCUGAAGCUCUCAGAUCCAUUUGGAAUUCAUUCUAGUGUACAGUGUGAGGCCAGCCCUGCUCCUAUAAUUGUCAACACAGAUACUUUGGACACGAUUCCUUAUGUCAAUGGAACAGAAAUUGAAUAUGAGUUUGAAGAAAUUACACUGGAGAGGGGGAAUUCUGGCCUGGGAUUCAGUAUUGCUGGAGGGACAGAUAAUCCCCACAUUGGAGAUGACCCUGGCAUAUUUAUUACGAAGAUUAUACCUGGAGGUGCUGCAGCAGAGGAUGGCAGACUCAGGGUCAAUGAUUGUAUCUUACGGGUGAACGAGGUGGAUGUGUCAGAGGUUUCCCACAGUAAAGCAGUGGAAGCGCUCAAAGAAGCAGGGUCUAUCGUUCGGCUGUACGUGCGUAGAAGACGACCCAUUUUGGAGACUGUUGUGGAAAUCAAGCUGUUCAAAGGGCCUAAAGGUUUAGGCUUCAGUAUUGCAGGAGGUGUGGGGAACCAACACAUUCCUGGAGACAACAGCAUUUAUGUAACUAAAAUUAUAGAUGGAGGAGCUGCACAGAAAGAUGGAAGGUUGCAAGUAGGAGACAGACUACUAAUGGUAAACAAUUACAGUUUAGAAGAAGUAACACAUGAAGAGGCGGUAGCAAUAUUGAAGAACACAUCAGAUGUAGUUUAUCUAAAAGUUGGCAAAGCCACCACCAUUUAUAUGACUGAUCCUUACGGCCCACCUGAUAUUACUCACUCUUAUUCUCCACCAAUGGGAAGCCAUCUUCUCUCUGGCAACAAUGGCACUUUAGAAUACAAAACCUCCCUGCCGCCCAUCUCUCCAGGAAGGUACUCACCAAUUCCAAAGCACAUGCUUGUUGAAGACGAUUAUACCAGGCCUCCGGAACCUGUUUACAGCACUGUGAACAAACUGUGCGAUAAGCCUGCUUCUCCCAGGCACUAUUCCCCUGUUGAGUGUGACAAAAGCUUCCUUCUCUCAGCUCCCUACCCCCACUACCACCUAGGCCUGCUCCCUGACUCUGAGAUGACCAGUCAUUCCCAACACAGCACUACAACCCGCCAGCCUUCAGUGACUCUCCAACGGGCCAUCUCCCUGGAAGGGGAGCCGCGCAAGGUGGUCCUGCACAAAGGCUCCACUGGCCUGGGCUUCAACAUCGUGGGCGGGGAAGAUGGAGAAGGUAUUUUUGUAUCCUUCAUUCUGGCUGGUGGACCAGCAGACCUGAGUGGGGAGCUCCAGAGAGGAGACCAGAUCCUAUCUGUGAAUGGCAUUGACCUUCGAGGAGCAUCCCAUGAACAGGCUGCUGCAGCGCUAAAGGGGGCUGGACAGACGGUGACGAUUAUAGCACAAUACCAACCUGAAGAUUACGCUCGAUUUGAGGCCAAAAUCCAUGACCUACGAGAGCAGAUGAUGAACCACAGCAUGAGCUCCGGGUCCGGGUCCCUGCGAACCAAUCAGAAACGCUCUCUCUAUGUCAGAGCCAUGUUUGACUACGACAAGAGCAAGGACAGUGGGCUGCCAAGUCAAGGACUUAGUUUUAAAUAUGGAGACAUUCUCCACGUUAUCAACGCCUCUGAUGAUGAGUGGUGGCAAGCCAGGAGAGUCACGCUGGAGGGCGACAGUGAGGAGAUGGGGGUCAUCCCCAGCAAGCGGAGGGUGGAAAGAAAGGAACGUGCCCGAUUGAAGACAGUGAAGUUUAAUGCAAAACCUGGAGUGAUUGAUUCAAAAGGGGACAUCCCCGGAUUAGGUGACGACGGUUAUGGAACAAAGACUCUGAAACAUGUUUCUUCUAAUGCCAGCGAUAGCGAAAGUAGCUACCGAGGACAGGAAGACUUCAUUCUUUCUUAUGAGCCUGUCACAAGACAGGAAAUAAACUAUACCCGGCCAGUGAUUAUCCUGGGCCCCAUGAAGGAUCGGAUCAAUGAUGACUUGAUAUCAGAAUUCCCUGACAAAUUUGGCUCCUGUGUGCCUCAUACUACGAGGCCAAAGCGUGACUACGAGGUGGAUGGCAGAGACUAUCACUUUGUCAUUUCCAGAGAACAGAUGGAGAAAGACAUCCAAGAGCACAAGUUUAUAGAAGCCGGCCAGUACAAUGACAACUUGUAUGGAACCAGUGUGCAGUCUGUGAGAUUUGUAGCAGAAAGGGGCAAACACUGUAUACUUGACGUAUCAGGAAAUGCUAUCAAGCGGUUACAAGUUGCUCAGCUCUAUCCCAUUGCCAUCUUCAUUAAACCCAAGUCUCUGGAACCUCUGAUGGAGAUGAAUAAGCGUUUAACAGAGGAACAAGCCAAGAAAACCUAUGACCGUGCAAUUAAGCUAGAACAAGAAUUUGGAGAAUAUUUUACAGCUAUUGUCCAAGGUGACACCUUAGAAGAUAUCUAUAACCAAUGCAAGCUUGUUAUUGAAGAGCAAUCUGGGCCUUUCAUCUGGAUUCCCUCAAAGGAGAAGUUAUAAAUUAGCCACUGCACCUCCAACAAUGACAGAAGAGCAUUUAGAAGAACAAAAUAUAUAUAAUACACUACUUGGAGGCUUUUAUGUUUCUGUUGCAUUUAUGUUUUUGCAGUCAAUGUGAAUUCUUAUGAAUGUACAACACAAACUGUGUGAAGCCAUGAAGGAGAAGGAGGGGCCAAAGGGUGGGACAGAAAAGACAGUGCAGUACGCGGGAAGGCUUUGCUUUGCUCAGAGUGCCAGGGGUAGGGAUGAACCUCUGACGGGCUUUGUGCCCAAGAGAUGGGCAGCCUCCUCACCCAGCAGAUGUCCAGAGCUGAUUUAGCUGCUGAGCUCCCUGUGUUUUUUGCUUUAAAGAAAAGUUGCCAGCACUUGAACUUCACCAACCUUCCCAUUACCCACAUCUGUAAUUGGUACACUUCGAAUUUUAUAACUAUGCACCUCCUUUGAUUUCUUAACGAGCAAAAGAAAGAACGAAGGGAAAAAAAGAAAGGAGUCCCUUUGGAGCCGGCAUAAUAUCAGGGAAGGAUAAGUGUGUAGUUUCUUUUCCUGGCAUCUGCAAAGACAAGCAUUUCAUAAAAUUUGCGAGUGUGUGGAGGACUGACCUCACUGAGAGGAGGGGAUUCCACCUGGGGUUAGCUUUAUGAUUGUUUAUCAUCUAUUUUGCCAUUUAUAAACUUAAAGAAGGCACUAAAGAUGAGAAUAAUUUAUAUAAUAAAAAUAUAUUAAAUGUAUAGAAAUGAAUUUCUAUAGGUUAAAGAAGUUUUGUGAAAUAUUUUGUAAAGAUUAAUUCAUUGAAAGACUAAAUGUAUGCACUAUCUGCAGAUGGUCCAAUUCAAUACCAGAAAGCUGCACUCUCCCUUUUGUUGCCAAUGAUCCAUUGAGAGCAUCUGAGUUCCUUCUGAAGCCUGACAAAGACUUCUCCCUCACUUACCUCCCAUGAUCUCCCUUCCACGUUAGUGAUACACUCCCAUGGAGCACAUCCCUUAAUGAGUUACCCUCAUGAAUAUUUUUGGAGGACAUUUGGUUAAUGCAUUUUUUUAAGCUGAUGGCUUUCAGAGACAAACUCAUGCAAAUGAUGUAAAGGGAAGUUUUUGCUUUUCUCUUGUUAAACAACCUGGGCCUGCCAUGCAAAUAGUUGAAUAAUGUUGUUCCUAGUUAACUUACAUACAGUUCUUAAAGGAUCAUUUAGUAUUUUGGCCAUCAUGAAUAAUUAGGACUUUUUUUUUGUCUGUUUCACAAGUAACUGAGGGUUUUGUAAUAGCCAGAGAAGGUAUAGAGCCAUGGAGAGAUCUGCCCCAAAAUGCACUAUUUCUCUGAGGAAGAGAGAGAGAAGGGAAGCAUCUGGUUGGGGGGGCGUGAGGGGUACAGACUUUUUUUUCUGUGUACCGGACAAAGAGAUAGAACCAUCAGGAAAGACCAUUAAUGACUUUGAGCUCAACCAACUGAACUGCCUUUCUUGGGGGAUGCGCCUGGACCAAGUUUAUUUUUUAGCAAUUAUAAUAAUGAUGAUUUACAAAAAGAAACCUCCCGAAGCCUAUAUCCCACUUUAGAGCCAUUGGUGACAUCAGCAUUGCUUGUGCCCAGGGCGUUUAGAGAGAGACUUUUUAGUGAUCUCAAUAACUACUCAACUCUGGGUUGUAUACAUGCCCAAACUAAGCCCCAUCGCCUUAUCUCUGGGGUACAUCAGACCUGGCAGGGAUUCUGCCACACUGUGCAGCAAACCAGCAUGCAGGCUGCGAUGGGAGAGCAAGAGACAGCCAUCAGCAGUGAUGGGGCUUCUUCACAGUAAGAACAUCAGAGCUCAGAAUGAGGGUCUCUUUCCAAAAGCAAGCAUUAUUCGUCUUACACUAAACUACCACUGUCUGCCCGGCUGCAGUCACCAAAACAAACACAAAAAUGCAAAGUCAUGCAUCUACCUAUAGUCUUGAGGCUACCUUUACCAAUGGAAGGGCUAGCAGUGCAUUUUUCCCUCUGAUGAAAGUUAAAUUUCCCAAGACUUCCUUGGAGCACUCAAAAUGUCAAAAAUGUGUCCAUGUCUGCAAUUCGCCAGUUUCAGGUCAAGGCCUGCUUUCAUCAGUCUUACUCCCAGAAGUUUUCUGCCACCAGAAUGCCAUUCCUGAUCCCAGCUCGACUUUUAGGCCGCCAUGAUGACUUCCUUGGUUUCUCAACUAAGCAUGCAACCAUUUAUGUAAAGGACUGUCACUAAUGAAUAGAUGUUUCCAUGGGUCAUGUGAUGUGCUUUCCAUUUAAUCUUAAGUAUUGCUGUGGCUGAGUACAAUCAGAUUGAACCCACCAACCCUUGGUUUUGUAGUAAUAUAAUUAUUUAUUUUCCUAGUGUAGAUGCUUCUGAUUAGAAUUGGCAUUUGCACUGAUUUUUUUAUGUAGAUUUAUAUAAAUAUAUAUAUACAUAUAUAUUUGCUUGAAGAAUCACCAAGCCAAUUGGUGAGAGAGGGUCUUUUCCUGUAGAAUUUACACCUCCAUUUGUUGUGUUGUCUUGCGCUUCCCAAUGUUGAGGUCUCUACGGCUCCAGUGAACCAGUGUGUUUUGCAGCAAAUCUGACGACUUGUGUGGAAAUGGCAUGAAAGUUACCCAGAUUACAACUGGUGCAAAUGCACUUGGAGCCUGGGGCCAGACUGGUGCUAACACUGCAAACUUUGUCGAGAGCUCUCUCCAAUCUGAAGGCUUGCUGGGGGCGCAACGUCACCUUCACAUGCUGGGCCCUUUCGGAAAAGUGCCAGAUCGUCUCACUGGUGCUAUUUUUCAUGCUCUGGUACAAUGUGUAGCACCACGGGGGUCUCAGCUUUACCAAAAUCAAAAUCCCAUUUGUCAGCUAAUUGCAGGGGCAUUUGUUUUUCUGCUCUCCUCCCACAGAAUUUGUUGGCCACUUCUUUGCAGGCUUUUUCUCCCGGCUCCAAGCUUUUGGGUUCGCUCUGUUGAGUGCGCCCAUCUUUACGAAGCCUGCACUCAGGUGCCUCUGAGCUGUCUUAGAUCCUACUGCCAGCCCUUCAGGACUCCGAGCCAGGGAAAAGCUCCCCGCUCCUAUGGCUCUUGCCUCUUUUUUCUCCUCAUUCUUUCCCUCUGCUCUUCCCCUCCUAGUUCUGUCUCAUUCCAGCUCUCUUCUGUGUACCUCUCCUUUUAUCCUUCCUUCCCGUCUUCUCUGAGUUGUUGGCUUUCUCCCGCAUUCCUUCUUUUCUCCCUCCCCUUUGAUCCCCAGUCUCUUUGUCUAUCUCUCCUUUACUCUCAGUCUCUCCCCUUCCUCUUCCUCUUCCUCCACCUUUCCUGUCCUUUCUCUUCUCACAUCUCUGAUCAUCUCCUCUCCCAUAACCCACUCCUUAGUAUUUCCGUCCUAAAAGGGCUCAUGGCUGAUUCAGACAGCAAGUCCAUACACUGGACUAACGACACAAAUUCUUUGGGUCGCCGUCUCACCCAGGCAGCCCAGAAGGCAAAGCUGAGCCUGAAUGAGGUCCUGCACUGGAGCCAGCUCCAUCACACCUCACUGAGCCAGCCUGCACCGCUGCCCUGGCAGUGAUGAUGCAUGUGCUCUGGGCCCUGCCGGCACCUGGGUGCCUCUGCCUGAAGCCUGGUCCAAAGUGAGCCUGCUCCCAGCACCAUCCCACGGCUCUGAGGACACUUCCUUUCAAUAACGGCAGACUCUGGCCCCAGCAAUUAUUCUGACACCAAACCUCUUCCUUCUCAUGGAAGCCAUGCCAUCACCUUGGUUUGGAGAGAGACUUUUUCUCCAUUCAUAAGCUUUCUUUUUCCUAUUUUCAUGUGAAGCUCCCUCUGCUUUUCAGCUGGUGAUUGCUCUGGUGAGAUUGAAUGGACUUGCUGGUGAAAUUACAUCUCUUUUUUCCUGUCUUGGUCCUGCCUAAAUUCCUACAAAAAUAUUUAAGUCAAAGACUCAGGCUACUUCCUAAGUUUAUCAUAGUAAUCUGUCGCUCCUAAAGAGGACAAAAGGGGACAUUUCCCUUAGAGUAUGUGGAGUACCUCCCAUGACAACUGAUUUGAAAGAGGACUCCCUACAGAAUUCUGUGGAUAUACAUUUUACUUCUCUGUACGUAUGGUAUAUGUGGUAUGUCUAUCAUGUAUACACAUACUACAUUGGGUACAAAUGAAUGUGGAUGGAAACCCACACACACACUUUAGUCUGUAAAUAUCCUUCCUCACUGAAAACUGUGCUUCGGAAAUCAUUUCUUGUACAGCUGUGCAGUUUCUUGUAGCAGCUGAGGAUAAACUAAGGUGAAUGAUUUAGACAAAGAUCAUCUAAAAGAUAGACUACAGAAGCUCCCUAGCAACUCAGGAGGACAGAUUACCAAAUGACAAGGUUGACUCCCAAUGAGAUGGCAAACUUUUCUUCUCUCCUUUUUGAAUCUGUGUUUCCUAAAUGUGUCUUAACUUCUGAGUGCACCAGGCUGUAUGCGUGAGAUUUCGAUAUGACAGUUUUGUGCUUCUCUCUGACAGGAUGCUUCUCCAUUGAGCUGUAGUGCCAGAUGGGAGGGAGGGAAACAUACUCCUUGCCUGGGCUGGAGUUAACAGAGACACUGCACAGCUUACACUCCUGUUAAGUGUAAAUAUUCGACACUUCCAUUCCAUUUGUGUAAAAAAUAAAGCACACACGAUUAUAAAAUCAA